Messenger RNA from Babesia sp. Xinjiang, 738 nucleotides. RefSeq lists its product as uncharacterized. Lineage: Eukaryota; Apicomplexa; Aconoidasida; Piroplasmida; Babesiidae. The coding region runs from base 1 to 738 and encodes 245 amino acids. The transcript has a single exon. The record is from RefSeq and is a predicted model, not a curated record.
AUGGCGGCAUCUGAUGCGGCUUACCAGCGUCGUAACCGCAUUCUUUCACAGUCGAAUAGGCGACUGAGCACGCUUAGCAAGCCGGAAUACGACGACGAUACGUCGGAACCCCCUUCUUCAUUUGUAAAGGAAGUCCUCAGUUCAAGCAAAGAACAUAAGCGUCCGGUUGCGUCGGCUGUCCCUAAACCCAAGGUGCUAUCUCUUAAUCCGAGCACUACUCGUCGUAUCGCGAUCUGCAACUUGGUCAGUUAUGUGCUGAGUUUUGUGCUCGGAUGUUAUGUUUGCUACACGCUACAUGUUGAAAGGGUUGGAAAAUACUGCCCGUUGUUUGUGCGCGCCUUAUUUUCGUUGUUCGACGCUUUCGGCAUGGGUCAAAUGAUCAACAAGUUAUUCGCCGCGUGGAGCGAUGCUCCGAUACCCGCACAACGUUCUGUAGUGAAGGCGUUGACAUAUGGUUCUGUGAUACUGAAUCUGUACCCAAUAUGGUCAGGUAUGCGCAAACAGGGAUCUUCAGGGCAACCCGCUGAGAGCGAGGAUAAGCCUGAGAGUGCGGAAGUGAGCGACAGCAAGAACAACGAUGAUGACAAAAGUUCUGGUUUGAUGUCUGAUAUUGACGAGGAGCAUUUGACGAUGAUUGCAUCGUUCGUAAUUCGUUCUGGUGCGGCUUGCCUGGUAUUUGGUCUUUUGGGCUACGACGGUCUCUACAAUGUACCUGUGUUACUCAAGUUCCUCCGUUAA